UUUAAUGUGAAAUAUCAUUAACCUUAAGAAUUAUAAACAGUUUAUAUGAACAACAAUUGUAAAAACAACUUUUUUGGAUUUUUUUAAGUGAUUUAAGGAAAAUUAUAACGUGUGAAUUUGUAACUGUCAGAUGUGAAUGGAAUGUAGUGCAGAUUUGUAAAAUUCAUAAAUUUUAAAAAAGCAAAAUGGCUCAAGCGGAAACCAAUCUUACCGAGCAACUAGACAAUGAAGAAGUUAGAGAAAUUUUGAAAACUACUACUGAUUUGCGGCAGUAUUCACGACAAAUUGAAAAGGAAUUUAAGGAAGUGGAAAACAAAUCGAUCGAAGAUUACAUUAAGGAAUCGCAAAAUAUAGCAUCCCUUCAUAAUCAAAUUGGAGAGUGUGAUGAAAUUUUAGAACGUAUGGAGAAUAUGCUAAUGAGUUUUCAAAACGUUUUAAGUAAUAUCAGUACUGAAAUAACGCAUUUACAAAAAAAAUCGGUAUCGAUGUCUGUGCAGUUAACUAACCGUCAAUCUGUUAAAGCCCAAUUAUCUCAGUUCAUAGAGGACAUGGCUGUUUCAGAAGAAAUGAUAACAAUCGUAAUGGAUACACCGGUAACUGAGAAAGAUUUUUGUACCCAACUUAAUGUGUUGAAUCACAAGCUAUCGUUAGUCAAAGAGUUAAGUUUUAAGGAGUCGAAGUCCACCGCUGAUGUGGAGGACGUUUUAUGCAAAUUACGUUUGAAAGCUAUGGCGAAAAUACGUUCAUAUCUGCUAGAACAAAUAUAUAAAUUCCGCAAGCCAAUGACUAAUUAUCAAAUACCGCAAAAUGCUAUGUUAAAGCAUAAAUUCUUCUUUGAAUUUAUUCUUUCCAACGAGCGACAAGUCGCACAAGAGAUAUGCAAUGAAUAUAUUGAUACCAUGAGUAAAAUUUAUUACAGCUAUUUUAAGAGCUAUUCGUCGCGAUUGUCGUCUUUAAAAUUUGAAGAGUCGUGUACAAAAGAUGACUUAAUGGGUAUUGAAGACAAUGUGUCAAAAGGCUUAUUUGCCAAGACGACUAGUCUUAAGCAUAAGAGCACUAUUUUUACCAUUGGCAAACGCGGUGAAAUCUUAAAUCAACAACUUGAAGCUCCUAUAAUAGUGCCGCACGCACAGCUAAAGAAUAGAUAUACCUUUGAAGCCUUGUUCCGAUCUGAGCAAUAUGCUUUAGUGGAUAACGCCUGCCGUGAAUAUUUGUUUGUUACUGAGUUCUUUAUGGUACGCGGUGGACAGGCGCAGGACUUAUUCAAUCAGAUCAUGGGAAAAACUCUAACAUUGAUAAUAAAAACUGUUGAGACCAGCAUCCAAGAUUGUUUCGAUACAAUUGCCAUGUUUUUAUGCAUUCAAUUGAUAUUCAGAUAUCAGCUUAUGUGUCACAAACGCUGCGUGCCAGCUUUAGACAAGUACUGGGACUCCUUGCAAUCCGUAUUCUGGCCACGAUUCGAGCACGUUUUCCGUUUAAAUAUACAAAGUAUUAGAGACUGCGAUCCCACUAAAUUUAGCAAGGAAAUGGGACCACAUUAUAUUACUCGUCGCUAUGCUGAAUUUUCAGCUGCUAUCGUAGGCAUCUCUGAGCAUUUUCCAAAUGAAUUAGUUAGUCGUUUGUUGUUGGAACUACAGAAUGAAGUGGAAUGCUUCAUCUUACGUAUGGCUGCAAUUUUUCCCACACGCAAGGAACAGCUUAUUUAUUUAAUCAAUAACUAUGAUCUUGUUUUGGGUAUUCUUAUGGAGCACACACGAGACAAUUCCAAGGAAGCUGAAGCGUUCCGCGAACAAUUAACUGCUCGUAGUACCGAAUAUGUGGAGGAGAUAUUGGCACCACAUUUCGGCGGUAUUAUACAAUUCAUAAAAGAAUGUGAACCUUACUUUGAAACGGAACAAUUGGACGAAUUACGUAAACAAGAACGCAGAAGUUUGGCUUUAGUUGCAAAUUUUUCCGCAAAUUGGAAAAAGUCUUUAGAAGAAUUAAAUCGUGAAGUACUGCUGUCUUUUCCAUCUUUGGUAACUAGUUCCAGACUACUUCAGUUGGCAUUAGCCAGCCUCGUGCAAUAUUAUCAAAGAUUUCAUAAGUUAUUAACCCCUAAUGCAAAAGCUCAAUUAACUAACAUACAUGUAGUAAUGGUAGAAAUGAAAAAAUAUAAAAGCAGUUAUUAGAAAAUUGA
Glossina fuscipes is the source of this 2179-nucleotide messenger RNA. RefSeq names its product vacuolar protein sorting-associated protein 52 homolog (gene Vps52). NCBI's taxonomy places the organism in Eukaryota, Metazoa, Arthropoda, Insecta, Diptera, Glossinidae. Gene Ontology annotation, biological process: retrograde transport, endosome to Golgi; endocytic recycling; Golgi to vacuole transport. The record is from RefSeq and is a predicted model, not a curated record. Gene Ontology annotation, molecular function: syntaxin binding. Gene Ontology annotation, cellular component: GARP complex. The transcript has 6 exons. The coding region runs from base 186 to 2171 and encodes 661 amino acids.